AUGCCAGAAAUUCCCAAGUACAAUGGAACCACUGAUCCUAAUGAGUAUGUCACUUCUUAUUCAUGUGCAAUAAAAGGCAAUGAGUUAGAAGAUGAUGAAACUGAAUCUGUUCUGUUGAAAAAAAUUGGAGAAACUUUAUCGAAGGGGGAAAUGAUAUUGUACCACAAUUUGCCGCCCAAUUCCAUCGAUUCCUUUGCCAUGCUUGCUGAUUCGUUCGUAAAGGAACACGCUGGAGCAAUAAAGGCCGUGACUAGGAAAUCAGACCUCUUCAAAGUAAGACAAAAGGACAACGAAAUACUAAGGGAAUUCGUAUCUCGGUUCCAGAUGGAACGCAUGGACCUAUCACCGGUCACGAAUGAUUGGGCUGUCCAACCCUUCACUCAAGGUUUGAAUGAGCGAAGUUCGUCAAAGAUCCGAGUCGAGGAUGAUCAGUUAGGUGCCCCUUCCGGUUCUGUUUAUCCAAAUAGAUCCAAAGGCAGGAUUCAAAGAGACAUCGAAAGAGAGCCCCGAUCAAACAGAGAUCGGUACCAACCAUACAGCGCAGAUCAUAGAAACAGUGGACCAGGACGUAAUCCCGUUCGGAAUGAUCGAGUACAAAACUCCCGAGGGCUCAUGAGUAAGACUGGCUUCGAUAAACAUGUCGAGCCCAAGGAAGCGCCACAGUUAUCGGAAUACAACUUCAGCGUCGAUGCAUCGGGCAUUGUAUCAGCUAUUGGACGGAUCAAAGAUACUAGAUGGCCCAGAACCCUACAAUCUGACCUGACUCAAAGAAACCCCAACCAAAUAUUCAAAUACCAUGGAACCCAUGGUCACAAAAUCGAAGACUGCAGGCAAUUGAGGGAGGAGGUUGCUCGUUUAUUCAACGAAGGUCAUCUUCGAGAAUUCUUGAGUGACCGAGCUAAAAAUCAUUUCAGAGACAGGGAUGCAAACAGGAGGAACCACAGCACGUGA
This is a messenger RNA of Nicotiana attenuata, 951 nucleotides long. RefSeq lists its product as uncharacterized. Bases 1 to 951 code for a protein of 316 amino acids. The transcript is spliced from 2 exons. The record is from RefSeq and is a predicted model, not a curated record. Lineage: Eukaryota; Viridiplantae; Streptophyta; Magnoliopsida; Solanales; Solanaceae.